UAAAGGAGGUCUAAAGGACUAAAGGAGGUCUAAAGGACGUAUAAAGGAAGUCUAAAGGAGGCGGGGCCAUGCGUGGGCCGGGCGUGGCCAGGUCUCGUAGACAGGCCUUACGGGGAGCCGGGUACCUUUUCCAGGGCCAGUCCUCCUCCUCCCGCCUCUCCGUGGCCGAGGAGGCCUUCCUGGAGGCGGCCGAGUACGGAAACGUCCCCGAGGUGAGGCGGAUGCUGGACGAAAUGCCCCUCCUCAACAUCAACUGCGUGAACUACAUGGGCCAGAACGCGCUCCAACUGUCCGUGGCUAGCCAGCAUCUGGACGUAGCCCAGCUCUUACUCAAGAAAAACCACCUGGCGAGGAUAGGGGACGCGCUAUUGCUAGCUAUCAGUAAGGGCUACAUCCGGAUCGUGGAGGCCAUCCUGAGCCACGAGGCGUUCGCGGACGGUCGGAGACUGACCAACAGCCCCAGCCAGACGGAAACGCACGACGACUUUUUCUCCUACGACGAAGACGGGACCCGGUUCUCCCACGACAUCACGCCCAUCAUCCUGGCCUCCCAGUGCAACCAGUACGAGAUAGUGCACAUGCUUCUUCUGAGAGGGGCCCGGAUUGAGAGGCCCCACGAUUAUUUCUGCCAGUGCGGGACGUGCAAUGAAGACCAGUGGAGGGACUCCUUCAGCCUAUCCCAGUCCCGGAUCAACGCCUACAAAGGCCUGGCCAGUCCGGCCUAUCUCUGCCUGUCUAAUGAAGACCCCGUGAUGGCAGCUCUGGAGCUGAGCAACGAGCUAGCGGUGCUGGCUAACAUCGAGAAGGAGUUCAAGAACGAUUAUAAGAAACUGUCCAUGCGGUGCAAAGACUUCGUGGUGGGGAUUUUGGAUUUGUGUCGAAACACAGAGGAGGUGGAGGCCGUCUUGAAUGGGGACACCGAGUCGUGCCCUAAGUCGGAAGUCUUUGGAAGACAAAACCUCAUCAGGUUAAAACUAGCAAUAAAGUAUGAAGUUAAAAAGUUCGUGGCCCAUCCAAACUGCCAGCAGCAGCUCCGGGGUAUCUGGUACGAGAACCUGUCGGGGCUUCGGCAGCAGACGAUGGCGGUGAAGGUGCUGCUGGUUCUCUGUGUGGCCGCCGGGCUGCCCCUGCUGGCCCUCGUUUACUGGAUCGCACCUUCAAGUAAGCUUGGCAAAAUCAUGUGUGGACCUUUCCUGAAGUUCGUGGCGCACGCGGCCUCAUUUGUGAUUUUCCUGAGUCUCCUGCUGCUGAACGCAGCCGACCGCUUCACAGGAACGGCCCUGCUGCCCAACAUGACCGCCCACGACUUCCCGACCCAGCUUUUCCGGGUCAAGACCACCUCCUUCUCCUGGAUGGAGAUCCUCAUCAUCUCCUGGGUCAUAGGGAAAAUCUGGGAAGAAUGUAAAGACAUUUGGUCACAGGACAUUGGAGAGUACCUCUCAGAACCCUGGAACCUGCUUGACUUUAGUAUUUUGACCAUAUUUAUGACGUCUUUCAUUGCCAGAUUAAUGGCCUUCUGGCAUGCACAUUCUGCUCAGAGUUACGUUGACAAGCACUCUGCUGACCUACCAAACAUCACUCUGCCCUACGAGGUUCAGUAUUUCCAACUGGCUCGAAUCCACUGGAUGCCCUCUGACCCUCAGCUCAUCUCUGAAGGCCUUUAUUCCAUCGCGGUCGUUUUGAGCUUUUCGCGUAUCGCUUACAUCCUGCCGGCCAACGAGCGGUUCGGGCCUCUGCAGAUCUCUCUGGGCAGAACCGUGAAGGACAUCUUUAAGUUCAUGGUGAUUUUUAUCACCGUGUUUGUGGCGUUCAUGGUGGGAAUGUUCAACCUGUACUCGUACUACCUUGGAGCCAAACACAACAACGCCUUUACCACAGUGGAAGAAAGUUUUAAAACCUUAUUUUGGGCCAUUUUUGGGCUCUCAGAAGUCAAAUCGGUGGUCAUCAACAUCAACCAUAAGUUCAUUGAGAACAUAGGCUACAUUCUUUAUGGAGUCUACAACAUCAUCAUGGUGAUCGUGUUGCUGAAUAUGCUCAUAGCAAUGUUUAACAGCUCCUUCCAGGAAAUAGAGGAUGAUGCUGAUGUUGAGUGGAAGUUUGCCAGAGCAAAGCUGUGGUUCUCCUACUUUGAGCAUGGCGGGACUUUACCUGUCCCCUUCAACCUGGUUCCCAGUCCCAAGUCUGUCCUCUCCCUCCUGUCCUGGAUCAAGGAAUUUAUUUGGAAUGCACUUUCAGGAAAAAGCAGUGAAAAUUCAAAUGGUGACGUGGAGCUGAACAAUUUAAGAACAAAUGAAGAACAGAAAAUGGAGACUCCUCAUCCUGAAACGCGUCAUCAGAAAGUAAUGAACUGCCUCAUUAAAAGAUACGUCUUAAAAGCACAGACGGAUAAAGACAACGAUGAGGUGAAUGAAGGCGAGCUGAAGGAGAUCAAGCAGGACAUCUCCAGUCUGCGCUACGUGCUGCUGGAAAGGGGAAACCACGACAUGAAGACGCUGACAGAGCUGGUCCGGCAGCUGGAUGAAGUUAUCCACGAAAACCAGGAGGAAGAGCAACAGGACUUGGAUGAAUUCUCAAAAAAACUGGAGACAUUAGGGGAGUAGUAAUGGCAUGAACCUAUACAGUGGGCGAAAUAAGUAUUUGACCCCUUGCUGAUUUUGCAGGUUUGCCCACUUACAAAGAA
Molecule: messenger RNA, 2680 nt
Organism: Menidia menidia (Atlantic silverside)
Lineage: Eukaryota; Metazoa; Chordata; Actinopteri; Atheriniformes; Atherinopsidae
Source: the annotation of a GenBank genome assembly